Paramecium primaurelia is the source of this 796-nucleotide messenger RNA. NCBI's taxonomy places the organism in Eukaryota, Ciliophora, Oligohymenophorea, Peniculida, Parameciidae. The record is from the annotation of a GenBank genome assembly.
AUGAAUCUCUUCAAGUAGAAAGUGACUUAUUAUUACGAUGAGGAAUUCGGUACCUUUAAUUAUUCAACAACUCACCCUAUGAAACCUUUAAGAGUAGCUAUCACAGAUGAUUUAGUUGGUCAUUAUGGACUUAAAUAAUAUAUGAAUUGUAUUGUAAGAUGUAUUCAUUUUUAGGUUUAGGAUCAAUCUUUUGUUCAAACUUAUAUUAAAAGAGUAGAUGAAGAUGUAUUGACUUAAUUUCAUUCGAAAGAAUAUAUUGAUUUAAUCAAAAUAAUUACUCCAGAAAAUAAAUGCCAACAUGAAGAUUAAUUAUAUAGAUGUAAAUGAAUAAAUAUUUAAAUAUAUAGUCAAUUUUAUGGAAGAUUGCCCAGUUUUGGAUAGGUUAUUUGAUUUUUGUUUAUGUCAAACUUCUGGCUCUGUUGGUGCUGCUUGUGUAAUAGCAGAUUAGAAGAGUAAUAUUGCUAUAAAUUGGAGUGGUGGAUUGCAUCACGCAAAAUAAAGUGAGGCAAGUGGAUUUUGUUAUGUUAAUGAUUGUGUAUUAGGAAUAUUAGAACUAUUAAAAACAUAUUAAAGAGUACUUUAUAUCGAUAUUGAUAUUCAUCAUGGAGAUGGAGUUGAAGAAGCAUUUUAUUUAACCGACAGAGUUAUGACUUGUUCUUUUCAUAAAUUUAAAGAAUAUUUUCCUGGAACUGGGCAUAUUGAUGAUGUAGGACAUGAUAAAGGAAAAUAUUAUGCAGUUAAUUUUCCAUUGAAUGNCUUAUGCAUAAAAUAUGCCUUCAAUAUUUUUAGAGGUUGA